UGUAAGUAAUUAUGGUGUUUUAUAUUAUACUAUUGACAAUUUAGGGAUUAUACAAAUGUAAUAAUAUUGUUAUAUCGUGUCAUAAUACGUUUUUGGAAAAAACGUUGCUAAUUUGUGGGUAAGUGCAAGUUUUAUAUACUGUUCCAUUAUUGGAGCAGUAGGAACAUACGCACAUGUAACGUUUAUACAUUCGGAUUUUUAUUUUAUGAGUAUUGACACCUAAUUAUGAUAUUAUUUUAUUGCAGACUAAACGUGAAUGAGAUAAUUUCGCACUUGGAGGAAGACGACGACGUGUUCGGGGCUGAUAUUUUCAUCACACCUCCUGAUAAUUGGCAAAAUAGCGACGAAGACAGUGGUGACGAAGAGUUUGCAAGUAUAAAUAAUUUGUCAAGAAAUCAGUUACUUGCAGAAGCUGAACUUCGGGUCACCAGAUCGUCUGAGUCUAGGAUAGUGAACGAGUUCGUUGGUUACGAAAAAGAAGUGCACUCAAUACCUUCCACAUCGUCAGCAUCGCAGCCUCCACAACCCUCUUCGUCGACGGUGACCCAGCCACCUCCAAAAAAAAGACGUCUUGAAGUCACAAGAAAGUGGAGGUUUGUUGAUAUUCCAGAAAAGCCUGAGAAGGAGUACUGUGAACCGGAUUUCUUGGAAAACCUGGAGAACCCAGUUCAAUUUUUUGAACUAUUUUUUGAUGAAGAGGUAUUCGAAUUACUGCGGUCAGAAACAGAAAAAAAUGCGAUUCAGAAGGGUAAACAUGCUUUUCGGGUUACUACGACGGAUAUAAAACAUUUUAUCGCCAUUUUAUUAUUAUCGGGAUAUAACAGUGUAUCGAGAUAUAGAAUGUAUUGGGAACAAAGAGUUGAUUGCAGUUUUCCAACAGUGGCUGCUCUUAUGUCGAGAAAUCGUUUUGAAGAUUUGUUGCGUUAUUUCCAUGUUGCCGACAAUAAUAAUCUUGACCCCAAUGAUAAGUUCGCUAAAGUGCGCCCUCUAUGGAAACUGCUCAAUGCAAGAUGGCUAAAGAAUUAUCCUGGAGAUAAAAAUUUGAGCAUUGACGAAUCUAUGAUUCCCUAUUAUGGAAAACAUGGCACUAAGCAGCAUAUCCAUGGAAAGCCAAUUAGAUUUGGAUACAAAUAUUGGUCGAUUUCUACGCGACUUGGCUACUUGAUUUAUGGCGAGCUUUAUCAGGGAGCUAGUACCGGAAAUACGCAUCCUGAGUUAGGUGUUGGUGCCUCAGUUGUUUUGGACCUAAUAUCGAAGCUUCCGCAAGGUAGCUACAGUUUUUAUUUCGAUAAUUUUUUUACUUCAUUACCACUGCUUGAAGAGCUUCAAAAAAUGGGUCACGAUGGAACGGGGACUAUACGAGCUAAUCGAACUGAGAAAGCACCUCUCAAAGAUCCAAAAGAAAUGAAAAAAACAAGUAGAGGAUCUUAUCACCAAUGUACUGAUGUACUAUCUAAUAUCACUCUCGUUAGAUAUAACGACAAUAACAUUGUCACAGUGGCCUCGACUCAAUGUGGUUCAGAACCCAUAAGCAAAGUCAAACGAUACUGUGAUAAGCAGAAGAAGGAUAUUGACCAACCUCGUUGCUUCGUAAAAUACAAUAAAUAUAUGGGGGGCGUAGACCGACUUGACCAAAACGUGGGUUGUUAUCGAAUCGGGAUUCGGCUGAAAAGAUGGUACUGGCAGUUACUUAUGUUUCCACUAAAUGUUGCUGUCAAUAACGCUUUUCAGCUGUACAAGAUAUCUCCAGCUUCAAAGAAAAGUAACGGUACGCCACAUGAUCUUUUAUCGUUUACGAGGGAUAUUGUUUGUACAUAUUUUCUAAUGAAAAAUUUAGUCCCUAGUACUUCAACCAUAUCAAAUCCUAAAUCUUCACUAGCAGUAAUAAAACGUGUGCCUGAUGCUGUUAGAUUAGAUGAGUAUGGGUUUCCACUGAGAGCAUUCGACCUAAAAAUGAUAGUUAAAAAUUAUUUCGCAUCCCAGGGAAGAAGAGUUGAGAAAAUAUUUAGGAACAACAUUCCUGGUAAAGACUGUAAAAUCAUGGAAAACGAAUCACCAGCUACUACCACUAAGAAAAAAAGGGCUCAAUGGACUUCACAACAGAUGGAAAAUGCUGUCAAAAUGGUAGAAAGAGGAAUAUUAUCUACAUAUGCUGCUGCAGUGAGAUACAACAUCCCAAGAAGAACUCUAUGCAACCAUCUGGCGAGUGGGUAG
Spodoptera litura is the source of this 2214-nucleotide messenger RNA. The record is from RefSeq and is a predicted model, not a curated record. NCBI's taxonomy places the organism in Eukaryota, Metazoa, Arthropoda, Insecta, Lepidoptera, Noctuidae.